Molecule: messenger RNA, 2622 nt
Organism: Plasmodium fragile
Lineage: Eukaryota; Apicomplexa; Aconoidasida; Haemosporida; Plasmodiidae
Exons: 4
Coding region: 1-2622 (873 amino acids)
Source: RefSeq, a predicted model, not a curated record
AUGCAGGACUUGUUAUAUACUGAGGUUAAUAAUAUCUUCGAUGCCCUAACUCGUGUGAUUGGUCAGAGUAACCUUGCUAACAGUACCAUUUGUGGGGAACUAUACUUCGACGCGGACACGAAAACAUGCUUAAGAAGAUGUCCAGCAAUUGUAAGUCUUUUACUAUACAUGAGGGGGUAUGAAUAUGGAGCACAGCACUGGACAAAGAGCGACGUGGAAACGAGGUCCGCAGAGGGCUUCAAGAAAUAUUUAAAGUGUAUAUUAGCGAAAGAAGCUAUAAUGGAGCUGUAUGGUCGAAGUGAGGAACAUCUGCAAAUUAUUCAGGAAAUUUCGGACACAUUAAGAAAUGGAGGUACAGUGUGGACACAGAAAUAUGCGGACGGGAUAUGUGAAGGGCAGGAUUAUGGGAAAUACAUAUUCGGAUCAGGAAUUAUGAGACAAAGCAUAAGGAACCGCUUGAAGGAGUUAGGGAAGCAUUGGGUACGAGGAGGAAGAAGUCCAGACAGAACAUCGGGCAAAUGUACGUGGCCGCACGCAGUGCAGAUGGAGGAAGAGCAGCAGAAUACUAAGAGUUGUAAAGACAGGGCCAAGGAAGGAAAGCAGGAUGAGCAGGAAAUAAUGGAAUUAAUGGAUGUCGACAAAACGCAGUUGACAACGUAUCUUAAGACACACACCGGCACGAGACUCUCGCCCGCCGCGGACACGCCCAGGAACAGGACCAGGAAGAACACCAAGACCAGCAUCGGAAGAGCCACACCGCCCGCAUCCGGAGCCACCGAAUGCGAAGAGCGGCGCCGACGGACCCGGUGCAAAGGCCGCCAAACCAGUAGCGGCGAAACGGGGAAGACGUCAUCAUCUGGUGGUGGUCCUAGUGGUGGUGCUAAUACUGCCGCAGGAGGGAAGGAGAAGGCACCGAAGGAGAUCGAACCAGAGCAAUGUCUAGGAGAAAAAGUAUGGGAAUGGAGGCCUCGGGAAAUAUACGUGGUGCAGGGUUAUAGUGCUGAUCAAUGGAAAAACGUACAGAAGGUGUUGACAGACUUUAUUGAACACUUGAGUGAAAAUAAUGAACACUUUGACGCGUACGGUGCCAACUGUGAUAAUAUAUCUUGGGAAGAUAUGAGGAAGGGAGAAUACCAUAGAGGUCAGAGGGUAUCGGAUAUGAUGAGAUGCAGAAUCAUGUCAGGGGCCUUAUGGUUUGCGAAUGAAGCACGGAACCGUGGGGAGCAGGAUACAGAGGACGAAAGGCGAAGAUGCGAAGUGGCCCAUGUUUUUGGACACUUACUAAAAACACAAUAUUGUAAGGAUAAGACGCCAUGGCCAAGAGGUGUCGAGUAUGCAUACACAGUCCUGCAAAAAAUGGGGAAAUCCGUAAACGGGCACAACGGAAUGAACGGUCCCGUUAUGAAUAAGAGAUGCACCAUGUGUGGGUAUACGGGCUAUAAGCACAAUGUGCAAGCAGUAGAUUUGAGAAUAGCACAAUGGUUAAUGAAGGAAGGAGGAAUAUUGGGAGAACUAGCAGAAAUGGAGAAGAAAAUGCCCUGUCAGGAGUAUUGGGAAAAAUAUACUCAGGAGCAGGUAAAACCACAGGACACUAUGGACAACAUUUUGACUGCCCAAGGACAGGUGGAAAAGCAGAGACUGGACAAGGAGGUAGUAGAGAAAGUGGAACAGGUGUUUAAUGAAGCGAAGAAGAAGACGGAAGAAUGGACAAGGGUAAAGAACGUACUGGAUGCAUUUGCGGAACAUAUGCAGAGGUACGAGGAUCUCAUGGCGCACGUAGGUGCAAAUUGUAAUAAUGCUUAUUGGGAAGAUUUCACACAAGGGCAACACCAUGCUGGACAGAGAGUAGCAGACAUGAUGAGAUGCAGAAUCAUGUCAGGGGCCUUAUGGUUUGCGAAUGAAGCACGGAACCGUGGGGAGCAGGAUACAGAGGACGAAAGGCGAAGAUGCGACGUGGCCCAUGUUUUUGGACACUUACUAAAAACACAAUAUUGUAAGGAUAAGACGCCAUGGCCAAGAGGUGUCGAGUAUGCAUACAAAGCAAUGAGAAAUAUGGGCAACACGGUAAAUGGAACAGAGGGAUUAAAGGGUCCCGUUGUGGACGGAAAGUGCAACAUAUGUGGGUACGAGCGUAGUCGGACGACACCCGGAAUAAUAAAUGGAGACAUGGCCACAUGGUUACUUGUGCAAUGGAGAGUCAUGGACAAAUUAACCCACAUGGAACGCACAAUGGAUUGCACUAAAGAUUGGGCAGAAUAUCAAUUACAGCCAGGGAAGGCCGGCACAAUUACAGCUAAGGAUGAGGCCCGGAAGAAAAAACUGGACGCCGUAAAGGAGGAGGCACAAGAGACAGCAGAAGACAUAGUUAAAAAGCUGCAGGACGAAGUGAAGGUAGUAUUAGAUGACUUAGGAAAUUGUACGGCACCGCGCGAUAACGAAUGCGUGAAGCAGCUAUUCGAGAAAGAAAUUCAAGCACGGGCAGGUAAGACUACUAUUACGAAUACGUGGCCUCAUAGGCAUAUACAGCCUCACACGAAUACGAAUAUACGGACCGUACCGAUACGGUAUAACAUUAAUACACGGCCCGAACGGUACAGCUACCGCUGGCACGCACAUGGAUGA